Linum trigynum is the source of this 3615-nucleotide messenger RNA. The record is from the annotation of a GenBank genome assembly. NCBI's taxonomy places the organism in Eukaryota, Viridiplantae, Streptophyta, Magnoliopsida, Malpighiales, Linaceae.
GUGAUUAGCCCAGAAGAAAAAUGCCUAUCAUGAAAUGGUGGGCCAGGUGGGGAUCCACAUCAAAUUUGGGCCUGAAUUAAAGCCUAAUUACUAAUUAGUACAAACCAGGGACCCAAUUUCCCCCACCGAGUGCGACUUCCUUCUUCUUCUUCUUCUACCAAUAAAGUUCGUCUUCCCCAAAGAUCAAAUUCCCUCACUAGCUCUUUAGUCUUUUCCUUCAAUCACGCAGCCUUCACCGCAUUACGUGCUUACCUUCAGGCAACGCCCUCUUUCCUUUUCUUCUUCUGCUUCAUGGCACAAUUUCUUCCUACCACUCUCUCUCUCUUAUAAUUCUGUCUCUUUCCCUUCCCAUCCACAGUACCGUUUCGCUUUUCUUCCCGUCUCGGCUUUAUGUACCUCUACCAGCUGACUUCCUUCUUCUUCUUCUUCUCAAAACCAUUUAAGCCACCCGGACUGCGGAGCAUUGUUUCUCACUUGGCUGCUUAGUCAGACAACGCCGUCGUUAUCUAGCAUUAGGAAGCCAGAAGGGCAGCCACUCCGAACACGUCCUGCCUUCCCCCUCUUCUGCUGAUGGAGGAGCUGGGUUUUGCAGCGUAGAAGGGUUUCUCAUUUGGGAGAGAGGGUGAGGGUGAAUCAGGUUAGUCUCGUUGAUUCUUCACUGCCUAGAAUCCCCCAAUUGGCUCUGUUUUCUGGUUCUGCUCGUUGGGUGGGGAGUCAGGGGAGGGUUUUAGGUGAAAUCAAUCCCUUUUGGUGUACCAUUUUGAUCGAGGUGAAUCUGCGUGAGACUAAAUAGUAGUUUUCUCCAAUUCAUGGUUGUUGCGUUUCAUAUAGGAACCAAAACAAGGGGAAUUCCGGGGAAAUGAUUAUCUUCUGGCCUUUUUGGAUGUACUUAAAGAAUUGGGUGUCGAUCACUUUUAUGGGUUGUGAAUUAUAUUAAUACUUUGUUUGGGAAGGAGGAGUACAGUUGAAGAAUGCAGAUGGAGUUUACUUAUUUAGGUCUCUUAAGGAGGAGCAAAGUGCAGUUGUUGGGAGUGUUUGGUGUGAUUCUCUCCCUCUCUCUUCCUCCCUGUAAAUAUAUAUUUUCCCUUCUCUGAGCAGACUCAGAAGCCUGUCUAAUGGCUGAAAGUAGGGUAUGGAUUACAGAAUUAAAAUCUUAGUAUUUGCAGAAUCUUGAGCUCAAGAUUGUUGCUUUUGUCUCUUUUCUCUUGUUAUCUUGUCGUUAAAGGUUGUUUCUGUCUCCUGGCAUUUGAUUCUUUCAUGCUUUUUUGGAGUUUGAACGUUUGCAGUACAUACAUGAUGCAGCUCUCUAGUGGAGUGUUUCUAGUUAUUAUAUUAGCUAUUAUACUCCUCAGUUUCUUAUCCAUUUCAAGCUACUGGGGCUCCAGCAUUCUGCAGCAACUUUGGCUUAUCUGAGUUGUAGCUUAUGAUUCAAUGCUGAAUAAUGUUUUUGUCGUGAUCUUACUUCUCCAGUGAGACUUUUCGUUGCGGCUCUAGCAGGGAGAGGAAGGGCUUGGUUCAAGAAGUAGGUCUCUUCCAUGGUUACCAUGACCGCAUCUUCGGUCUCUCGAGAGGCGUCAAAUUAUGAUGAGGUCUCUAUGCAGCAGAGCUUGCUCUUCGCAGAUAGUCUCAAGGAUUUGAAGAAUUUAAGAACACAGCUGUACUCAGCUGCUGAGUACUUUGAGCUAUCUUACACGAAUGAUGACCAGAAGCAAAUAGUGGUGGAAACGUUGAAGGAUUAUGCUAUCAAAGCUCUGGUGAAUACAGUGGAUCAUUUGGGUUCAGUGACGUAUAAGGUUAAUGAUCUCUUGGAUGAAAAAGUAGACGAAGUUACUGGAACAGAGUUUAGAGUGUCCUGUCUUGAACAGAGAUUAAGGACUUGCCAAGAGUAUAUUGAUCAUGAAGGCAUCUCUCAACAGUCACUGGUGAUAAAUGCGCCAAAGUACCACAAGCGGUACAUUCUGCCAGUUGGGGAGGCAAUGCAAGGUUCCAUCCGCACUAAAGUAAAAUACCAAGGAUGCAGUCUUGACGAUGAAGAUGAUUGGCGCCAAUUUAGUAAUGCUGUUCGAGCUACCAUUAAGGAAACACCACCAGCUUCAGUAAGCAAAGCGAGCACACCAUCACCAUCUCCUCGAAUUCCUCAGCGAUCUUCAACCUUUUCCUUUACAGGCACAGCAUCAAAGAAAGAACAAGAUAAGCGAACGGUUUCACCACACCGUUUCCCUCUUCUGCGCUCUGGUUCUGUGUCAAGUAGACCAACAACACCAGGAGCAAGUAGACCUACUACUCCAAGUGCUGCUUCUGCAGCAAGACAACGGUAUCCAUCAGAGCCACGGAAAUCAUUGUCGAUGCGAGUCCCAGCCGAGAAAAACUCGAAAGACAUUGAACAAUACCCCAGCAAAAGCAAACGCAUCCUCAAGGCUUUGCUUAGCCGAAGGAAAUCGAAGAAAGAUGAGAUGCUUUAUACAUACUUGGACGAAUAUUGAUGGAAACAGAAAGAACACCAUUGAUAUAGGGUCAAAGGAUCAAAGGACUGCAACCUGCAACGUGGAGUAUUUUCUUUCUCCAGCUUCAAGUGUGACAGUGUCAAUGUCUGUCUUACAUCUUGUAGCCUUUUCUUUUUUCCUAUGUGAUAUAGAACCAUUCUUGCUCCUCUGCUAUAUACCGUCAAUGGUCUGCAAAUUAUCAGAGGUGCUUCAUGUAGUUCUGCAGAGGUUGAACUCUUGUUUCUAUAGUUCAUUCAAAUCAUCAAAUGUGCAUUUCUUGUUACAAACUGCCGCAGUUGCAGAGAUUGCACUCAUAACCCAAUUUCAACCGUUAUUAUUGGCCAUUCGCUCUUCCACAACACUCGCAUCUCUAAGCGGUUGGAUCCAAAUGGGGUUAACUGAAUCGACCUGUGAAUCAGAUUGGACAAGAUUGAAUAAUGUGCAAUUCAAUUUCAAUUCUAUCUGAAGUUAAAACACAUUUUCUCUAGCUCUGGUCAUAAGUGUUCCUUGAUGUUGGUCCGGUUCUAUCUCAAUUUGGUACGAUUUGGAUCGAACCGGGCUGCUGCAGACCUCUAAUCCUGACAAUACGAGGAGAAAGAACAAGGGAAGGAAUAUUCUGUGGAGGAAACCAACAAGAGCACUCACUCUUAUCUUCGCUGGCGGCAAAGCAGGGGAAAAGGGAAUAUUAACGGUACCCAGAAAGGAAUAUUACCAGCCCGAUUCCUCUGCCUCUUUAAACUACUUGCCUUCUUCACCGAAUGGUCUGACAACUAACUAAAGACAACUGCACUUCUUCUCCUACCCAAAUUCAAGAUUGCCGCCGCCGCCGCCGCCACUGCUUCUUCUCCUGCUACCAGCUUCGCCAGCCAUUCAUCUCCCUCUCAGCUUCGCCAGCCAUUCUUCUCCUGCAAAUGGUCAGUGCAGAGUAGAAAAUACAGAGAGUAGCCACCGUCCGCAGACGAAUUAGAAUUACUUCAGGCACGUUCCCUCUCUCUCUCUGCUCUUCUAUUGUCGGGUCUUAUUGUUGUGAUUGAAUUGAAGUGAAUUGUGGCGAUAUCAACAUUUUUCUUUCGCAAGGAAAAAACAGAGUAACAUAUAUUUCUUUCGUUGGAAACAAACAUGUUUCUUCAAU